CUCCAAUGUCCAACCCGAUGCCCUUAACCAUCGUCUCAAGCUUCAAACAGUGAACCUCCACGCUCCCCCGAAUGACGAAACUGCCCCUAGUAUCUUCUCAAAUUUACCCACUUUGGAGUUUCCGUCAUGCUUCACUUCACUGAGCUUAAGCACUCUACUUUCAUGGAUGUCUUAGAAACUCGGCCCCGGUCGUGCUCUAUUUUAUCUUCACGAAUUCCCUCUUCUCCGAUUCGUUCCUUUAAGUUCCUAUCACCGUUUCCUUACUACCAUAGUCCCCUUGGAAAUGUGUUCAGAUUUAAUCUUUGUGCUGGCAAUCAUAAUCUUUUGAAAAGGUCCCCAGUUAUGUCUUCAAAGAAAGGCAAGCCAACUGCCACUUUUGAAGAACUAUGUGAAGUAGUUUGGACUGUGGAAGCAGAUCUGGCAGAAGGUCAACUUCUCUACCUUAGUGGGGAAUCUGUUGCCUUAGGUUCCUGGAAACCAGAGAUGGCAAUCCUGGUGUCUCCUACUGAACAUGCAAACAUAUGGAGGGCUGAAGUCAAGAUAGCUUGUGGUGUAAAUUUCAAGUAUAACUAUUUCAUAAAAGAAGAAAUGCAGCCUUUAUCUGAUAUCACUUGGAGACCUGGGCCACAGUUUUCUUUGUCAGUUCCACCACCUAAGAAGCAAGAAAGACAAAUUGUGGUGAGAGAUUUGAUGAGGUCUAAAUCUGAAACCUGCACAACACAUGCUUGGGGUUCAUGGAUCGAAGAAACUAAUAUUCCAAUAAAACCUUCAGUCUUUCCAGCCGAAGAUGAAGAUGAGAUUAAGGAACAUCAUGAAAGUGAUCUAAGCAAGUCAAAGCAAUUCUUGAAUGACCUUAUAGUCAUGGAUGAAAUAGAACCAAGUGAUAUGGUUGCACUUAAUGAUGCAGAGGGGGGAUCAUAUUCUACUACUUGUGAAAGAGACCAGCCUGUUGAGGAACCUUGGUUUUUCCAUUCACCUCUGUUCUUUCUCAGUUUUGAUGAUGUUAUGGAGGCCAACAGUGUCAAAGAUGAGAAAAUCAGGUUGGAAGCAAAUAAUCAGAACGACCAAAUUACUGAAAAAAAUUUGUCUGAAGAAAGCAGUCGUGUAAUUUCCAAGGACUCUGUAUCUACUGUUAUACUGAUUAAUUCUUCGAUAUGUACAAUGCAAAGGAUUGCUGUGCUGGAAGGCGGUAAAUUGGUUGAGUUGUUACUUGAACCAGUUAAAGCCCAUGUACAGUGUGAUAGUGUAUAUUUAGGUGUAGUUAUGAAACUUGUUCCCCAUAUGGGUGGUGCAUUUGUAAAUAUUGGAAGCUCAAGACACUCUCUUAUGGACAUAAAGCACAACAGGGAACCGUUCAUAUUCCCUCCAUUUCGUCGUACAAAAAAAAACCGAGCCAAAGAUUUGGUUUCUGGAGAUCCUGGUGAGCCUUCAGCUGCUAAUGAAACUGAACCUUCCUCCGAAGAUGUUGUUUUCAUUGAAGAUGCCACAGAAUAUGACUCUGAGGAUGAGGAUUUGCAGUUUAUGCAUAAUAACUCUAAUGAUAAUGAUGUUGGCGAUGAUUUUGAUGUUUUCAGAGUUCUUAAAGAGAGCGUGAAUGGUAGUGUAGUUGAUUAUGGUGAAGUGGAUGCUGAUUUUGAAGAUUUAUUAGAUGGAGAGCACCACCUAGAAGAAGGAAAUUUUCUUGGUGCCUCUUCUUUAGAAAUAUCUAAUAGCUGCUCUGUGUCACAUUCCCAAGAUGGAGAGUAUGCUGAUGAAAACAAGUGGCACUAUGUCCGAAAAGGCACCAAAGUAAUUGUGCAAGUUGUUAAAGAAGGAUUGGGUACAAAAGGUCCCACACUGACUGCUUAUCCAAAAUUAAGAAGCAGAUUCUGGAUAUUACUCACCCGUUGUGACAGAAUUGGAGUCUCCAAAAAGAUCACCGGCGUUGAGCGUACACGUCUGAAAGUCAUAGCAAAAACAUUGCAGCCUCAGGGAUUUGGUCUAACCGUAAGGACUGUUGCGACUGGACGUUCUUUGGAGGAGCUGCAGAAAGACUUAGAAGGGUUGCUUUCAACUUGGAAAAAUAUAGUCGAACAUGCUAAAUCUGCGGCUCUUGCAGCAGAUGAAGGUGUAGAAGGGGCAACACCUGUUUUGCUGCACAGAGCAAUGGGCCAAACACUCUCAGUUGUUCAGGAUUACUUUAAUGAUAAUGUUAACAAAAUGAUAGUUGACUCACCAAGAACAUAUCAUGAGGUUACCAACUAUCUGCAGGAUAUAGCUCCUGAUCUUUGUGAUCGAGCAGAGUUAUAUGACAAAAGGAUUCCUCUUUUUGAUGCAUUCAACAUUGAGGAAGAGAUCAACAGUAUCCUCAGCAAAAGGGUUCCACUCCCAAAUGGAGGUUCCUUGGUGAUUGAACAAACAGAGGCCUUAGUUUCAAUUGAUGUAAAUGGAGGACAUGGAAUGCUUGGUCAUGGAGCAUCACAGGAAAAAGCCACUCUGGAUGUCAAUCUUGCUGCCGCAAAACAAAUUGCAAGGGAGUUACGGCUUAGGGACAUCGGUGGCAUUAUCGUUGUGGAUUUCAUUGAUAUGGAAGAUGACUCAAAUAAGAGACUAGUAUAUGAAGAAGUAAAGAAAGCAGUUGAGAGAGAUCGAUCAAUGGUGAAAGUCUCUGAAUUAUCGAAACAUGGGCUAAUGGAAAUAACAAGAAAGAGGGUUCGGCCUAGCGUGACAUUUAUGAUUAGUGAACCCUGUACUUGCUGUCAUGGUACAGGGAGGGUUGAAGCUUUGGAGACCUCCUUUUCAAAAAUUGAACAAGAAAUUUGCCGAUUACUAGCGGUGAUGAAACAGAAGGCAAACCAUGAAAAUCCUAAAUCUUGGCCAAGAUUUGUCCUGAGGGUUGACCAACACAUGUGUAAUUACUUAACUUCAGGGAAAAGGACCAGACUUGCCAUCUUGAGUAGUUCCCUGAAAGUGUGGAUUCUUUUGAAGGUUGCACGAGGUUUCACCCGGGGAUCAUUUGAAUUGAAACCAUUUACAGAUGAGAAAGCAGACAAAAAUCAGCACCAAGUUGCUAUUUCGAUGCUACGUACAGCAGAAGCUGGAACUAGCAAAUCUGGCAAGAAACUGACUCUUGUUCCAGUUAAGAGGGGCAAGGUUAAUAGGAAAUAACAGAGUAGGAUUGACUGAGCUUAUAAAACGCGGGAUCUUUCCCUGGGUCUUAUAUUCGAAGAGAGGGUCAGACGAACGAAGAGGAAGUGAUGGUUUAGUAUCAAAUUGAUUUCCAGGGCCUUCUCGCUGUUGGUACCCCAUACAAUACAAGUAAACCAGGCUAACACCUACAUUUUUCUUUCAUAAUACUUGGCAUGCCGAUUUUGAUAUUGAGAACAUCUUUCUUGACAACAAAGCGAGUGGUUUAUGAGUCGGAGGAUAAAGUUUUGCCGUAAAUGGUCUACUUAUCAUUUGGCGAGGAAUCAAGUUUUAUACCACUGUAGUUUAUAUCAGAGCUUUAGAGUAAUCUAUAAAUAAUGAAAACCAACCAUCUCAAUUCAUUCUAAUUUAAGAAUGCAUUCUCCAGGAGAGUAAUAGGUUGCUCUCCAAUCCUGCAUUCUAAUUCCAAUGGGUGAAUA
Messenger RNA from Hibiscus syriacus, 3605 nucleotides. RefSeq names its product ribonuclease E/G-like protein, chloroplastic. NCBI's taxonomy places the organism in Eukaryota, Viridiplantae, Streptophyta, Magnoliopsida, Malvales, Malvaceae. Gene Ontology annotation, biological process: rRNA processing. The record is from RefSeq and is a predicted model, not a curated record. Gene Ontology annotation, molecular function: RNA binding; starch binding; RNA nuclease activity. Gene Ontology annotation, cellular component: cytoplasm.